UCAGAGCUCCUAAACAACCUGUGCAAAGAUGUGUCUUUGCGAUUCGCCGACGGCAGUGUUGAUAUUGGGACUUGGCUGCCUCUUCACAAAUGUAUGCAUGUCUACGUAUGACUACUCUUUCGUGGAACUGAAUGUAAAAGUAUUCGGUUUCUCUGUGGCCAUACUACUUCUUGUCCUAUACUACGUUGUUGCGUGCUUGAUGUCGCUUGGUCUGAUAAUUGCAGCCAUGUUGUCAAGCCGUGGCCUCAUGGAGAAAGUUGUACUCGGAAUCAAAAUAAAAGUAGUCUUGUAUGUUAUAGUAGAGUCAUUACGCAUUUAUAACCUAUCAACCUGGGAUAUUCCCACCUCCAAAGAAAAACAAAAAGGAACUUCAUUGCGGAAUGCCCGUAUGCACAAAGACUCGUGGAGCCUGGGCCCCCGCACUAUACUACAAGAAAGCUUGAACUUCUUUCCGGGACCCAAUUUGCUGGAGGGCCCGAUGUUGCUGGCGAAAGGAACGACCAAAGCCGGGAAACCUCGGACCACGGAAAAUCCGGACGAGAAGCAAUACAGAAAAAUGGAAUCGGAAGCCGAAAAAGAAUAUGCUGAGAAGAAGGGCAGAAAACUGAUUGAAGCCAUAUUAUCUCUCUUCGCAUGGACUCUUGUUGAUGUCUUCGUGAUAUUCAGACUGGGAAUAUUCAUCGCCACUUUGGAACCGCCGCAGAAGUAACAAGCCUUGCUCAGGAGGCACAUGCCCGCAGCGCUUUUCCAUCGCCUGCCAUCACCAAAAGCCAUGAAUUAGCAUAUUACUAAAAAAAAUUAAAGACCGUGCGGUGUCAUUAAUAUGCA
Molecule: messenger RNA, 828 nt
Organism: Dermacentor albipictus
Lineage: Eukaryota; Metazoa; Arthropoda; Arachnida; Ixodida; Ixodidae
Source: RefSeq, a predicted model, not a curated record